Aphidius gifuensis is the source of this 3368-nucleotide messenger RNA. RefSeq names its product ABC transporter G family member 23-like. Gene Ontology annotation, cellular component: membrane. NCBI's taxonomy places the organism in Eukaryota, Metazoa, Arthropoda, Insecta, Hymenoptera, Braconidae. Gene Ontology annotation, molecular function: ABC-type transporter activity; ATP hydrolysis activity; ATP binding. The transcript has 3 exons. The record is from RefSeq and is a predicted model, not a curated record. Bases 488 to 2665 code for a protein of 725 amino acids.
GUGAACUUUUAAAUAUUUUGUAUAGGUAAAAAUACAUGAUGAAGAAGGGGAUAAUUGAAGGAAGGGGAGAAAGCUUAAAAUGAGUAAAAGAGUAAAAAUAUAUUCUACUUGUUGUUGGCUUGAUCCUGUGAACGGUAUGGGAAUAUGAAUUUAAAUUAUUGUUCAACAGUAUGCCACGCGAUCUCCUUGCGACCAUAUCGACCUUAAAUUUAAUAAAAUACAUUUUUUUUUUUUUUUCAAUAAAUGAUUUUUCGUUUUAAAUGUUUGUGAAAUUAUUAAAUAAUAUUAAAUACUCAGUGAAAAACAAAAAUUUAAAAAUUAAAUUUUAUUUUUAAAUUUAACUUUUUUAUAAUUCAAUUUAUAAUUUAAAUGGUGAAUUUAAUUUGUGCUGAAUUUAAAAAUAAUCAGGUCAUUAUUGUUUAAAAAUAAACAAAUAUUACAAUAGGUUUAUAAUAUAAAAAUUGUAAAAAAAUAAAGAGGAGCAAAAAUGCUGCCUCAACCAGAAGCAAUUGUCGUUAAAAAUGCCAAAAAAAGAUAUGGUAAUGGACCAAUGAUUCUCAACAAUCUUGAUAUGAAUAUCACCAGAGGAACAAUUUAUGGUCUUUUGGGUGCUAGUGGCUCUGGAAAAUCAACAUUACUAUCUUGUAUUGUUGGAAUUUGUAAAUUAGAUGCUGGUAAAGUUUGGGUACUUGGUGGACAACCAGGAACAAUAAAUUCAUCAGUACCAGGACCAAAAAUUGGCUAUAUGCCACAGGAUAUAUCAUUGGUACAAGAAUUUUCAACACUUGAUGCACUUUAUUAUUUUGGUCGUAUAAAUGGUAUGAAAGAUUGUGAUAUUAAAGAAAAAUAUAUAUUUUUAUCAAAUCUACUUCAAUUACCACCAAAAAAUAGAUUGAUUAAACAAAUGUCAGGUGGACAACAAAGAAGAAUAUCAUUUGCAUGUGCAUUAUUACAUGAACCAGAAUUAUUGAUACUUGAUGAACCAACUGUUGGAUUAGAUCCAGUUAUACGUGAUAAAAUAUGGCAAUUUUUAGUUAAUUUAACUAAAACAAAUGGUACAACAAUUGUAAUAACAACUCAUUAUAUUGAAGAAGCUAAACAAUCUGAUAUUAUUGGUUUAUUAAGAAAUGGUAAAUUAUUAUCUGAAACAUCACCUGAUGAAUUAUUAGAAAAAUGUCAUUGUGAAUCAUUAGAAGAAGCAUUUUUAAUGCUUAGUCAAAAACAAAAUACACAUCAAAUUGAUGAACAAAAUGAACAAAAAGAUGAAGAAAUUGAUGAACAACUUGAUGAAAUAUUAGAAAUAAAUAAAUUUGAUGAAAAUUGUAAUUUAUCAAGUACAGAAAAUUUUGAAAAAACCGAAAAAAUAGAAUCAUCAAAUAAUAAAAAAACAAAUAUAUCAAAAUUUAAAAAAAAUAUAAAAAUAAAUAGAAGAUUUGAAGCAUUAAUGAUUAAAAAUUUUUAUCAACUUAUACGUCAUCCUGGAAGUAUAUUAUUUGCAAUUGUAUUUCCAAUUGUACAAGUAUAUCUAUUUUUUACAGCAAUUGGAAAUGAUCCAAGGGGUCUUAAAAUUGGUAUUGUUAAUAAUGAAGCUGGUAAUUGUAAUAACAGCAUGAAUAAUGGUAAAAUAAUAUAUUCAUCAUCAAAUAAUUAUGAUGAUUAUAAUACAUGUACUUAUAUUGAUUUAAGUUGUCGUUUUAUAAAUUCAUUUACACCUGAAAUUGCUGAUGCUGUUUAUUACAAUGAUAUAAAUACAGCAAUUGAUUCAGUUAAACAUGGUAAUAUUAUGGGUGUUAUAUUUUUUAGUGAUAAUUUUUCAUCAUCAUUUUAUAAUAGAACAAAUGACAUCAUUUUAAAUGAUGAUGAUAAAAAUAUUAUUGAUGGUAAUAUUCAAGUAUCAUUGGAUAUGUCAAAUCAACAAAUUGGUUUAUAUCUUGAAAAAAAGCUAUAUGAAGUUUUUUAUAAAACAUUUGAUAGUAUUAUGAUUGAGUGUCAUAAAUCAGUUAAAUUAGCACAUAUACCAAUGCGUUUCGAAAAGCCAAUAUUUGGCUCAAAUAAUCAAAAAUAUUCAUCAACAAUGGCACCUGGUUUUUUAUUAACAUCAGCAUUUUUUUUAGCAACAUCUGUUGCAUCAUCAAUUAUAAUAUCUGAUCGUCAUGAAGGUAUUUGGAAUCGUAGUUUAACACAAGGUGUUAAAACAUCAGAAAUAUUAAUUGCACAUAUUAUGACACAAUUAAUUGUUAUUAUAAUACAAGUUACAUUAACAUUAUCAAUGACAUUUUUAAAAUUUGAUCUUGAAUGUCGUGGUUCAAUGAUAACUGUUGUUUCAUUAGUUAUGAUUAGUGGUAUUUGUGGUAUGUCAUAUGGUUUUUUAAUAUCAAUAUUAUGCACAUCACAUACAAUUGCUAAUUUUAUAACAACUGGAAGUUUUUAUCCAGUUAUUUUACUAUGUGGAUGUAUUUGGCCAAUUGAAGCUAUGCCAAUGUUAUUACAAUGGUUUAGUUUAUUACUUCCAACAACAAUUCCUUCUUCAUCAUUAAAAAAUAUUCUUGAUAGAGGAUAUACUUUUUAUGAUCCACAAGUUUAUCAAGGAUUUUUUGUUAUGUCUGGAUGGACAGCUGCACUUGUUUUAUUUUGUUUUUUUGGGCUUAGGGCAAAAAGUUUGUAAAUUGCUUUACAAAUAUUUAUUUAAUAUUAUUCAUUUUUUUUUUUUCUUUUUUGUAAAAUAAUUAAAUUAUUGGUUUGUUUAUUUUUAAAUUAUUAUUCUAACUAUUUCUAGUUUUUUUUUUCUUUCAUUUUAUAAGUAUGUAUUAUAUUUUGUUUUUUUUUUGUAUUGUUUAAUAUUUAAUGGGCUUAUUAGAAUUGUUCAUUUUUGUGUAUUAAAAAAAAAAGAAAAACAAAUUUUAUGAAUAAAAAAGUAAAGUAACAAUGUAACUUUGAAUAAUAUUUUUUUCUAGUCAGCCCAAGUAGAAGAGGGAAUUUUCUAACGUUUUCAUUAAGUGUAUCAUAUAAUGUAUAAUAAAAAUAAUGUAAAAUGAUUUGUGUGAAUAAAAUAUUUUGAAUGUAAUUUCUGUAUUAAUUUCGAAGAAUAAAACAAAAUUGUCAAGCUAUUUUUUAAUUAAUAAAAAUCACUUAUCAUUUGGGUGCUCAAAAAAUUUGUAUUAUUUGUAAAUUACAAUAUAUAAUGAUGACAAGAGAAUAUUAACAAAUAAAUAAAUCGAAUUUUCAAUCAUUCAUACAAGAUGAAAGAAAUUUUCCAGAACAAUAUUUUAAAAGAAAAAUAUAUUAUGAGAAAAAUCAUGUAGAAUUUAUUAUUUUGAUAAUUUUUUUUUUUAUUAAUUUCAUUAAUAUUUAGUAACAAUAGCUUUUAU